Molecule: messenger RNA, 2125 nt
Organism: Beta vulgaris subsp. vulgaris (sugar beet)
Lineage: Eukaryota; Viridiplantae; Streptophyta; Magnoliopsida; Caryophyllales; Amaranthaceae
Product: geraniol 8-hydroxylase
Molecular function (GO): oxidoreductase activity, acting on paired donors, with incorporation or reduction of molecular oxygen; iron ion binding; monooxygenase activity
Source: RefSeq, a predicted model, not a curated record
UACAGGCUAUAGCCUUGAGUCAUUUAUUUCACGUUAGUACUAUGCUUUUCUUCAGCACAUGCAACCUUCUGUUUACAACAUUAUCUCAGUGUAGUCAGUGAGGCCUAACCAACCACAUAAAUAUCCUCGCUUUAACAUUUCCACAUCCUUCGUAAUAUUUUGAGCACAUGCUUUCAUCCAUUACUCUUAACUAACUUCAUCAAUAUCUCCUCUCAUUUCUACCUGAUACUAACAUGUUACCCGAAGCAACUAGUAUUUGGUCAUAGUGGUGGAGUACCAGCAAUAAAACAGACGAAACUCUGAGAAACGUCUUGACCACCUUAAUCCCUCUUUUCUUCACAUUUUGGUUCAUUUUCUAUGUGAAGAAGCAAGACAGGAAGCAGCCUCCUUCGCCUCCUGGACCGCGUGGCCUGCCUUUAGUCGGAUAUCUCCCUUUUUUGGGUUCUAAUCUCCAUCAUAGCUUCAAAGAAUUGGCCAGUUUAUGGCCAAUCUUCAAACUUCGGCUAGGAACUAAAGAUUGUAUUGUAAUCACCUCACCAUCUUUAGUCAAAGAGGUGGUUAGGGACCAAGAUGUUGUGUUUGCUAACCGAGUAUCCAUUAUUGCUGCAAACAGUCUUUUGUUUGGGACAUUGGAUAUUGCCUUCUCCAAUUAUGGUGUCGAAUGGCGUAAGAUGAGGAAAAUUUUUGCCACUGAGAUGAUGAGUAAUUCUAGGCUUGAUGCUAGUUAUCAUCUAAGGAAGAAACAGGUCAAAAAAAUGAUAGAUGAUACUUACAAAAAAGCUGGUCAGAUUAUUGAUGUAGGUGAACUAGCCUUUUCAACUAUUGGCAGCUCUGUCAUGAGCAUGAUAUGGGGGGAUACAUUGAUAGGGGGUGAGAGUUCUGUUAUUGAUUCCGAAUUUCGAGCUGUUGUAAAUAAACAACUUGAACUUUUAGGGACACCAAAUAUAUCAGAUUUUUUCCCCUUGCUUGCAAGGUUUGAUUUACAGGGAAUAGAACACAGAAUGAAGAUCAUCUCAAGACGGAAUGAAGAGAUCCUUGAUAAAGCUAUAAAUCGUCACAGUAUUGCAAAAAAUGUUCAAUGUAGGGAUUUUCUUGGGUAUCUCUAGCAGCUUACCAAAAGUGAAGAUCGUACAAGAUCAUUAACCUUGCCUCAAGUUAAAGCAAUGCUCAUGGAUGCUAUGACUGGUGGAACAGAUACAUCAGUUGCUACGGUUGAAUGGGCUAUGGCAGAGAUACUAAAACACCCAGAAAUACUGGGGAAACUCCAAGAAGAACUAACCGAGAUCGUGGGAUUAGAUAGCACCGUUGAAGAGGCUCAUUUGCCUAGCUUAAAGUAUCUAAAUGCAGUGGUGAAGGAGACACUUCGUUUGCACCCACCCAUUCCUCUCCUCGUUCCCCAUUGCCCAAGUGAGCCUUCUACUAUAGGAGGAUAUAGCAUACCCAAGGGUGCUCGUGUCUUCCUAAAUGUGUACACUAUGCAUAGAGACCCACAACUUUGGGAAGAUCCACUAGUGUUUCGACCUGAGCGAUUUUUAAUUGAGACUGAUGCUACUAAGAAAAUGGACUACUUGGGCAACGAUUUUCGAUAUCUUCCAUUUGGGUCAGGAAGGAGAAUGUGCCCUGGUAUUCCUCUUGCAGAGAGGACAUCAAUGCUUGUGUUGGCUUCUCUAUUGCAUGCAUUCCAGUGGAAGUUACCAAAUGAAACUGUGGAUGUUGAUUUGUUGGAGAAAUUUGGAAUUGUUAUGAAAAAAUCGAAACCUUUGUUUGCUGUACCGAGUCCCAGACUCUCCAACUUGGAGCUCUAUUCGUACGCAGAUUAGCAGUUCUUUAAACAAGUUAGAAGAAAGUUAGAAGAAAUAGAAGGAAGAUGGAAGAAGAAGACUAUGAUGCAAUUAUGUACAAGUAAUUUCACAAUUAUAUCGUACUAGUUUUCUUGCUUAAAUUAAAGUUUCCACCAGACCACCCUUCACAUCUUUCAAUUUUUAGAUGUAUUAUGCUAGCAUAGAAAUUCAAUGUGCUUAACAAUCUUUCAUAUCAACCUACUAUCAUUAGAAUGUGAUGUUCACUGUUCAGACAACACAAUCAAUAAUAUUACUGUCGGAACACGUACAGUUGCUUGAUUAUA